Molecule: messenger RNA, 3861 nt
Organism: Amphibalanus amphitrite
Lineage: Eukaryota; Metazoa; Arthropoda; Thecostraca; Balanomorpha; Balanidae
Gene: Yif1
Product: protein YIF1B-like
Exons: 6
Coding region: 103-1152 (349 amino acids)
Biological process (GO): endoplasmic reticulum to Golgi vesicle-mediated transport
Cellular component (GO): endoplasmic reticulum-Golgi intermediate compartment; endoplasmic reticulum membrane; Golgi membrane
Source: RefSeq, a predicted model, not a curated record
ACUUUCCUUCAGCUGCGUUGGACCCUAGAUUUGGCAGCAGAGGCGGCGGCUCCAUACUUAUUUAGCAGUAGCACUUAAACAUACUUAAGUGAAAACUGCAAGAUGGACUAUAACUAUGAUGGCUAUAACCAAUAUGGCCAACAAAAUAGUGGUUAUGGCCAUCAAAACCAAGGCCAAUAUGGACAAGACCCAAACCAAUAUGGUCAGCAGCCAAACUAUGGAGGGUACCCGCCGCCCCAGCCCGGCUAUGGCGGCUACGGGUACGACCAGACGGCGCCGCCGCCGCCCCAGCAGCAGCAGAUGCACCAGCGCUCGCACGCGCCGCCGCCGUCCAGCCCGUACGGCGCCGCCUUCCCCGGCGCGCAGAUGCUGCAGAACCCGGCCAUGCAGGACAUGGCCAUGCAGUACGGCCAGAACGUGCUCGGGCAGGGCCGGCAGGCCGUCCAGCAGAGCAUGGAAAAGUACAUGUCCAUAUCGCGGCUCAAGUACUACUUCGCCGUCGACACGGCGUACGUCAGCAGAAAACUGAGGCUGCUCUUCUUCCCGUUCACAAAUUCGGACUGGUCGGUACGGUACAGCUCGGAGGAGCCCAUCCAGCCACGGCACGAGGUGAACGCUCCCGACCUCUACAUCCCGGCUAUGGCGUUCAUCACCUACAUCCUGGUGGCCGGCUUCCUACUGGGCCGCCAGCAGCGCUUCAGUCCCGAGGUCCUCGGCAUGCAGGCCAGCUCGGCCACCGCCUGGAUGAUCUUCGAGGUGCUGGUGGUCCUGUUGACCAUGUACGUGCUGAACACGCAGACCAACCUGCGCACCUUCGACAUCAUCGCCUUCUCCGGUUAUAAAUUCGUCGGGAUGGUGGUGACGCUGCUCUCGAGCCUGUUCGUCGACCGGACCGGCUACUACUGCGUCCUGCUCUACUGCAGCGCCAUGAACGCGCUCUUCCUGGUGCGGACUCUGAAGGUGCAGCUGCAGCCGCAGCAGGACGUCCAGGGCGGCAGCGGCGUGAAGCGGCGACUCUACCUGCUGCUCCUCGUCUCGGCCGCCCAGCCCAUCAUGAUGUACUGGCUGACCACGCACCUGGUACACUUCCCGGCGCCGCUGCCGGCAGUGUCCGACGUGCUCCUCAACGGCGGACCGCAGGCGAUGGGAUAGACAGGGACUGAGCAUAGACAGAGACUGAUCCGGCAGUGCGGGGUGGCGGGCCGUGCCGGUGUGCUGGUGCCGCCGUGUUAUAACGACGGUGGUGAUUGGUGAAGGACUGGCGCCGGUGGUGAUCGAACAGUGGUUACUGGUUACCGGUGAGUCAUCACUACCAGUCACCAGAUGUCAGGUCUGUACGGCGAUGUCGGGCGUAGUACCCCGACCCAACAGUCUCCCAGCCCAGUGACCUGCCCGGACCACGCCGUCCUCGACGGCUCUGCUUGUCCUGCGAGAUACGCUAGCCUCUUGAAUGCCGCUGUGCGCAGCCAUGACUUCACUGAGCGUCUGGCGAAGGUAUCCUUCCAACGCGAGUCGACGCUCUACAGGCCCAUUGGCCAAGCUCUACAGUAGGGUGUCCCAAGCAUACAUGGGAAAAACAAAACUAUGAAAUAUUCAAGGGGCUGAAGUUUGCCCCGGUUCCACUACCGGUAAGGAAGACACUGGUCGAGUUUCAGAGGAAUCAGAGUAUAUUUAGAGGUUGCGAGCUUGUGCACUUUUUAACUGAGCAAACCCCAUUCCAUAAUAUGUGUAGGUAUAUACCGAUUGAACAAGCAUGACAAAUCAGGGUAUUUAGACAAUUUUACAGCAGAAGGUAGCACUGCACUAUCUAUGAAACACUUUCUUUGUCUAUCCAUCCUUGAUUUUCUUGGGCUGCGCCUGCUGAUGGUGAUGCACUAGCUGAAGCAGGUAUUGCUUCUGCUCUUCUGACUUGGUGGUGGUGUUGUACCGCUAGAUAAGCGAGAUUCCCCGUUCGGCGGCAUCAUUGACGAUAUUAAGAGCCCUUGCUCUAUGGCUGACCAUGUGAUAGGCUGCGUCGUCCUUCCUUAAACUCCUUGGUUUAUUUCGCGAUGAAACCUGGGUCCACCACCAGAGUCGUCAGCAGGAACAUGGAUGGACCAGGAGGUUACAAAGUCUUCGAGAGGAAUGCCAAUGCUGCUUCAACAUGGCGGCAAUUGGAGAUCGUCAUAUUCCGUCUCAGCCUAGGCAGUAGGACCGUAAGAGGGACGACGAGCUGGUCAGAGAAGCAGCCGGCUUCCCGCAGGAGGUGCCGGCAGAAGCAAAGGCCAUCACAAGUGCCGGAGCAGGGGCGGCUGCAACUGCUUGACGCAUGACAUGGCCAGACUCCUUCUUCAAGAGGAUCUGGGGAGACCGGAUGCCGACCUCCACCACAGUCUCUGGCGUAAGCAAGGGCUAGGCGGUGGAUGCCUAUCGGCAUUAACUACGUGCUGGAUACUGCAGUAGGUAUGUCGUACCAGUACAUCCACCGGAUCGGCCGCCUCCCGGCGCGGACCUGCCCAGUGCCCAGGGUGACCCGACCUGCGGUACUCAGCGGUGAGGUGCGCCGUUUGCAAGGAGACGACACACCUGACCAUAUCCUGAUCCGGUGUAUGUGCCUGGACGAUCUUCAUCUUAAGUUAACCGGCAACAAAGAUGCGACCGAGACGCAGCUGCAGAGAAGGGAAGUGGUCGCGGCAUUUGCCCGCGACUUCAGGCACCAUCAGGAGCCUAACGAUGGUUUCUGGAAUGAUGCUCGUCGAUGAUCGCCUUGCGGACAGUUUGAAGAUGAAAAUUGUGGCGGCCAACCUCCGGAAACCGCCAAGGAAACAGCUGAAACGACUGGAGGGAAAAAGUGCGAACGAUUCUGCCCCGUCUGAAUCAUGCCAUGCAUGCGAUCCUAGUAGCCAUGUUAAAAUGCACCUAAGAAGAGAUAAAAAUGUUCAUUUGCUCGCAACCUCUAAACGUACUCGGAUUCACUUGAAAUUUUGUCAGCAUCAUAUCCCAGCCAAGUGGAAUGGGGGCAGCCUUCAGCCGGUCAAAAAUUAACAAAAAAGUUUUUUGGGGACACCCUACUCUACAGGCCUGUUUAGCAGAACAGUAAGCCAUCUCACGGCCGUAUAGAACUGAUAGUGUCUCAGUCUACCGCGCCUCUGUCCUCAAAGUACGGCUGAACUGCCGUAUCGGCUACAAUUGGCUGUCGACAGGCAGCAGACAGUCAUGGAGCUUCACAAGAUAGCCGAGGGACGGGAUAUGUGAGCAGUCAUUGGAGCGUGAUAUGCAGGCUUCAGAUCAAUUAUUGGGGCACCCCGUGCCCUGGGGUUCGAGUGAUGUGCUAGAUAAAUUUGUAUAUUUAUCUUAGGAAAUUUAUGAGAUGAAAAUAGUGGACCGUCUAUCUAGGCUUGAUAUUACAUUUGUAAAUAAUAACGGAUGAUGCUGACAUCCCUUCGUACCCCGGUGAAUUGCUGAUGUGGGUCAGUACCGGACCCAAUUUCCAGUCGAGCUGUCUUGUACCCCCGUGUUGUGAGUCGUCAGAAGGGGCCAGCCAUGUUCAGAGGGCCGUGGCGCUCACAUGAACUGGGAGUUGGCUAUGUGUGGUGCCGCAGUGCGACUCUUCGGCAGUCACUGUUUAUCGAGGUGCGUCAGUCUGAUAUCCUGGGAGGUGGUUCUGCGGCGGGUGAUGUGUCUGCAGGUGUGCGUGUCGCUGCGGUGUCAGUGCUGGGUCCCUGCGGCAGUACCUCAGCAGGGCCGUGAGGUGGACUGCUAUUGAAGCCAGUGGUAACCACGGUGUGGUGUGAAAAGGAGACAAACAAAGACCGGUGGGUCUUUGUUGAAAUGUGAUCUUACUGCUGGUUUGGCCUUGUUCAAUAGAAUGAUCAUAUUUUA